Arachis stenosperma is the source of this 789-nucleotide messenger RNA. RefSeq lists its product as uncharacterized. The record is from RefSeq and is a predicted model, not a curated record. The coding region runs from base 1 to 789 and encodes 262 amino acids. The transcript has a single exon. Lineage: Eukaryota; Viridiplantae; Streptophyta; Magnoliopsida; Fabales; Fabaceae.
AUGGAAGUUGCCAUAGCAGUUCCUAUUCACUCUAUGGACUUCAAUUUCCACAGUAACUGCUCCUCCCCUUUCUUCACAGCACCUUCAACCCCCCAACAACAACAACAAAAUGAUUUCGAUUUCGAAUUCGAAUUCAGCGGCCAACUCCAAAGACCUUCCCUCUCCGCCGCCGACGAGCUCUUCGACCGCGGUAUGAUCCGCCCUCUUAACACCGCAUCUUCCAUUGAUCCACCACCAACACCAAAAGUAGCAACACAUGAAAGGUUAAGAGAAGAAAAACCGCAAUCGCAAUCGCAACCGCAGCAACAAAAACAGAGUGAUGAUAGCAAAAAAGAGAAGAAAGGCCUUUCAUCCUUAUUCUCCGAAACUGCGAUAUCUUCGUUCUUGUCAUCGAUUUGGUUCAGAAAACGAUACCGAAAAUGGAGGAUAAAGGAUAUUCUACUGUUUCGCAGUGCAUCAGAGGGGAGAUAUAAGGACAACGAUGCAUUCAGAAAGUACGUGGUUCUGUCCAAAACGAAGCCGCAUUACGACGAAGAUGACGACGUCGGGAACUUGAGCUUCCGGUCCACAACGGCGACGGCGACGGCGGAGGAGAAUUCCGGUUCGGUGUCGAAACGGAGAGUUUCCGCUCACGAGUUGCAUUACACGGUGAACCGGGCUGCCUCUGAGGAAUUGAAGAAGAAAACAAUGCUGCCUUACAAGCACGGUUUGUUAGGGUGCUUGAGCUUCAAUGCAACUUCUGAUUUACAUCUCAUUAGCUCAAGAGUUAUGUCAAUGGAACGUUCAUGA